Molecule: messenger RNA, 984 nt
Organism: Phytomonas sp. Hart1
Lineage: Eukaryota; Euglenozoa; Kinetoplastea; Trypanosomatida; Trypanosomatidae
Source: the annotation of a GenBank genome assembly
AUGGUUGAUAAAGUGUCUGUUCGUAAUAAACCAGCAAGUAAUGUUCUGAAGUCGCCCAAAGUGGUGGAAGUCGCGAGGGCUCAUUACGGGUGCAGUACCAUGCAGCACGUGGAGUUGGAGGAUAUGGGUGGUACAAAGACUGUUGGCUCACACUGGAAGAUGCGCAACGCAAAGGAUGACUUGAUGUCUCCUUCUUUUUCAGCAGGUUUCUACACUGCCAUCACCAUUGCGGCGAUGGAGGACACGGGCUACUACAAAGGCAACUACCGCAAUGCUGAAAGCAUGGCAUGGGGUAGGAAUGCCGGUUGUGUGCUCUUUGAUAAGAAGUGCGUUAUUGACGGUGUGUCGCAGGUGCCGGAGAUGUUCUGUGACGGGGUAAUCUCUUUAAUAAGUGACUACAGGUGUACAUCAGACCGGUUGGGAAUUGGUGACUGCGCAAUCGCUUAUCAUGUCAAAUUGCCAGUAUAUUUGCAAUACUUUUUAAAUCCAACAAUGGGUGGGAAAGAUGCCUUUAUGGAUUUCUGUCCUAUUAUAAAAGCAUAUUCAACAACUUUGUGUUUAAAUGGAGAUGCAAGUAUUUUCCCUGGUUCUGUGUUUUCAGAGUCUGCGCGAUGCUUUUCAGCUAUCCCAAAUACUCCCAUCAGGAUAAGCAAUCACCAAAAUAUGCUCUCUAUUUGCGCAGACGUGCAGUGUGACAAGGACACCUCGAGGUACCGUGUGCGCGUGAAGGGUGCCAGUGAUUUCGUGGACUGUCCAUCCGGUACUACCCUUGUGCUUUCUGACUACAGUACAGAGUUUAAGUCUGGUGUGAUCACGUGUACACCAUAUGAGGAUGUAUGCUCUAAAUCCCUUUACCCCGACUAUAACCGCGAUAAUUACUUCAAUGAAAGCAGCAUCGCUACAUUCGGUACGACUAAUAUUGCGUACCAGUUGAUCUACACACUUGUUGCGGCGCUGACCGCAAUGAUUGUCCUCGCUGAAUAA